Trametes versicolor FP-101664 SS1 is the source of this 1335-nucleotide messenger RNA. RefSeq names its product CBS-domain-containing protein. The transcript is spliced from 6 exons. NCBI's taxonomy places the organism in Eukaryota, Fungi, Basidiomycota, Agaricomycetes, Polyporales, Polyporaceae. Bases 1 to 1335 code for a protein of 444 amino acids. The record is from RefSeq and is a predicted model, not a curated record.
AUGAGUGCUACACUUUCCCCUACAAACUCCCCCAGAGUCCGCCGCAAAGGCUCGACUCGCAGACCCCGCGCGGCCUCCCAUCUCCCCCCUUUCACCCCGGAGAGCCAUGAAGCCGCACUCUAUCAAAUCAGACACUACCUCAAGGGCAGGACAUCCUACGACACCUUCCCCGUCAGCUUCAGGUUGAUUGUCCUCGACUCCAAGCUCGAGGUCAAGAAGGCCCUCCAAUGUGUGGUCUCUGCGCCGUUAUGGAAUAGCGAAAAGUCUUGCUUCGCCGGCAUGUUCACCGUCUCCGACAUAAUCCAUCUCAUCCAGUACUUCUACAAGUGCUCCUCGUACGACGCCGCGGCUGCUGAUGUCGAGGUCUUCCGGCUCGAGUCUUUGCGAGACAUUGAGAGAACACUCGGCGUUGAUCCUCCCCCAUUACUGCGCGAACACCCCUCUGCAUCUCUCUAUGACGCCUCCAAACGACUCAUCCAAACCCAUGCUCGCCGCUUACCCCUGCUUGACAACGAUACCGAGACCGGCCAUGAAGUUAUCGUCUCCAUCCUCACCCAGUACCGUCUCCUCAAGUUCAUUUCCAUAAACUGUGGCAAGGACAUACAACAACUACACAUGCCCCUACGCAAGCUCGGGAUCGGUACAUACGUGACGCCGCAGCCACUACCCCCUGACGGCGAGAAGCCUGAAGGCUACAACCCGUUCCACCCGAUCGCGACCGCGACCAUGGACACGCCUGUCUUCGACGUUGUGCACAUGUUCUCCGAGCGCGGUAUCUCCGCGGUCCCCAUCGUAGACCAGGAUGGCAUCGUCGUCAACCUGUACGAGACCGUCGACGUUAUCACUCUCGUGCGUCUGGGCGCGUACCAGUCAUUGGACUUGACGAUCUCGGAAGCUCUGAACCAGAGAUCGCCCGAUUUCCCCGGUGUCGUCAUCUGCACCGCGUCCGACUCUUUGGGCACUCUGAUGCAGCUCAUCAAGAAGCGCCGAGUGCACAGGCUCGUGGUCGUAGAGGGCGAGAAGGGUCGUCUACUCGGUAUCAUCACUCUCAGCGACGUCUUGCGCUACAUCAUCGGAGACGUGACCAUAGGCGAAAGCUACCCGGAGUCCUCUCUGCACACGACGAUGUCCACUCCAGCGCCGCCCGAACCGGCCUCCUCAGAGUCUCCAGCUCCAGCAGAGCCCGCUGCCUCAGCCGACGCAUCUCCUGCUGCAGAUCCACCGCCCGAGGCCCCUCCCUCCGAGGAGGCUGCUGCCCCACAGGAGGACAACGCUGCUGCAGAGGAGGCACCCGCCGUCCCACCGGAGGAGCCCACCCCGGCGUCCGCAGAGUGA